AUGAGGUCGGCGCGUGCGAGCGUGGGGCCCGGGUCGGCGAUGGCGGCCUCGGGGGGGUUCUCGGCGACGGAGAGCCCCCAGAGCGCCCGCGGGCCGCAGGCGAGGCUGCUCCCCCCGAUCCACACAGGGAGUGGCGUGAUGUCGGGCGAGACCCAGUUCCACUGGGCAACCGCGAAGCCGAAGAAGGCGUGCCAGGGCCACAACGCGCUCUCGAAGGCGUCGCUGUGGCUGGAGGCCGACCGCGGCGAGAGGAAGCCGGCGGCCCCGCCGGUGGCGCCGGUACCCGUGCGGUCCCGCGAGCCCAGCAAGAGCACGACGAUCGAGAGCAAGACUCCGCGCGUACGGCAGCCGCGGCACCGACGGGCGAGUUUCGACAACAUCUGCUACGCGAUCGCGCAGAAGGCCACGCAGAAGUUCAACAACACCCGCGAGGCCUUCCGCUUCAUCGACGAGGACCACGACGGGACGAUCUCGCCGACGGAAAUGAGGUACUUCUUCCGCGCUUACGACUUCCCCCCCGAAAUCGCCGACUCCUUCUUCAGCUUUCUGGACCCGGAUAAUUUGGGGGAGAUCCCUUACGACAAGUUCGUCGAGUUCAUGAGCCCGCACUUCAACGACUUCCGGCCCGGGUCUCCCACUCUGGACGGGGAGGUGGUUCGCAAGAAGACCGACAGGCCGCCGAGCCCGGUGCGCAUCCAGAACGUGGCAGAGGUGCACAAGGAGUUCGCAGAGGUGCUCCACAUCAUUGGCCAGAAGGUGCCCUCGAAGUUCAAGUCUCUGCGCCACGUGUGGAGGCACGUCGACAGCGACAACGAUGGGAAGGUGUCCCAGAAGGAGAUGCGGGCUUUCUUCUGGGCCUUCAACCUGCCGCAGGAGGAGGCGGACAAGCUGCACGAGCGCAUGGGGCAGGGCAGCGGGGGGGAGAUCUACUAUGAGCACUUCGUCCGGUACCUCGGGCCCUACGUCGCGCCCGACACUCUGCUGUCGAACUUGGCCUUCAACACGCCCAGGACGGCGAAGCAGACCGACCCCUCGCUGAUGAAGGUCGACGACGAGCCCGUGAACCGGAAGAGGGAUCCCCCAUCGACGAGCUAUGCGGUGGACCAGGACCCAGAGGUGCGCACCGAGCUCAAGAACCUCAUGAUCGACAUCGGCCGCAAGCUGCCGCUGAAGUUCAAGCAGCAACGCGACGCCUUCCGCAUGCUCGACCUGCAGCGGGACGGGCGCAUCACCCGCACCGAGAUGCACGGCUUCUUCCGCGGCCUCGGGUGGGACGAGACGAGGGCAAAUUGGUUAUUCGACAUGCUGAAGGAGAGGACCCUCACGGCGAGGUAG
Molecule: messenger RNA, 1335 nt
Organism: Prorocentrum cordatum
Lineage: Eukaryota; Dinophyceae; Prorocentrales; Prorocentraceae
Source: the annotation of a GenBank genome assembly